Aspergillus niger is the source of this 1545-nucleotide messenger RNA. RefSeq lists its product as uncharacterized. Gene Ontology annotation, biological process: chromatin remodeling; regulation of transcription by RNA polymerase II. Gene Ontology annotation, cellular component: SAGA-type complex; nucleus. Gene Ontology annotation, molecular function: transcription coactivator activity; chromatin binding; zinc ion binding. Bases 1 to 1545 code for a protein of 514 amino acids. The record is from RefSeq and is a predicted model, not a curated record. The transcript has 2 exons. Lineage: Eukaryota; Fungi; Ascomycota; Eurotiomycetes; Eurotiales; Aspergillaceae.
AUGGGUGUAAUACGGAAGAAGACCGCCUCGCGCGGCACUGAAGCGGGCACCAAGUAUCACUGUGAUAUUUGCUCGGUUGAUGUGACUUCGACGGUUCGCGUAUCUUGCGCCCAUCCCGCCUGCCACGAAUACGAUCUCUGCGUCCCCUGUUUCGCUGCCGGAGAGAAAUCCAAGAACCAUGACCCGUCGACACAUCCGUUCCAGGUGAUUGAACAAAACUCGGUCCCGAUCUUCGAGGAAGACUGGGGUGCGGACGAGGAGCUCCUGCUGCUGGAAGGCGCCGAGAUCUACGGACUGGGCUCAUGGGCGGACAUUGCAGACCACAUUGGCGGUUACCGCACCAAGGAGGAGGUCCGCGACCACUACAUCAGCGCCUAUAUCGAUAGUCCAAACUUCCCGUUACCGGAACGCGCCGAUCCGGAUGACAAGCGCCUCUCGGAGGCCAUUUCGAAGGAAGAAUUCCAGGCGCGGAAGAAACGCCGCAUUGAGGAGCGCAAAGAAGCGGCCAAGGCAGCGGCCCCCACAACACCGAAGCAGAAGCCUACGGCCAGUGUACCGGCUUGUCACGAAGUGCAGGGUUACAUGCCGGGUCGGUUGGAGUUUGAGACGGAGUUUAUGAACGAAGCCGAGGAAGCGGUACAGCAUAUGACAUUUGAGCCUGGCGCGGGCGAGACAGCGAACGGCGAGACGGACGCGGAGAUGGAACUGAAGAUGACCGUAGUGGAUAUCUAUAACUCACGGCUUACUGCGCGCACGGAGCGCAAGAAGAUCCUUUUCGAGCACAAUCUCCUCGAGUACCGUAAAAACACGGCGCUGGAGAAGAAGCGCACGAAAGAGGAGCGCGAUCUGCUGAACAAGGCGAAGCCGUUUGCCCGGAUGAUGAACCACGAUGAUUUCGAAGAGUUCAACAAGGGUCUUGAGUACGAGCACAACCUGCGGCUAGCCAUCACGCAGCUCCAGGAGUGGCGCCAGAUGGGAAUUGGCGAUCUCAAGGGUGGAGAGAAAUACGAACAGGAGAAGCAACAGCGGGCACAGCGGCUGAUGCCGCAGGGCUCAUUUGAUCGGUUCGCCAGCACGCGACCGACGAAGCAGUCGCAGCAACCAGAACAGCCAUCCGCCGCCAGUCAGCUGACGACCCCGGAGCUCCCUCUCCGGUUACAAAAGGCGUCUGGGGCGCCUAAGGCACCAGAGCCUCCCAACCCGCCGAUGAAUGAUUUUGAUCGGGCGUUUGCCGCCACCAAUGGCGACGGGAUCAGCACGCCGCAGCCAGCAAAGACCAAGUUCGUGAUCCAGCCACUAAACGGAGUGAUUCCGUGGAAACUGGAGAACGAGGGAGCACCGGAUUUGCACCUGCUGACAAAGGAGGAAGUCGAGGUGUGCAAUGUGCUGCACAUGCAGCCCAAGCCGUACCUGGUAAUUAAGGAGACGUUAUUGAAAGAGGCGAUGAAGCAGGGCGGCAGUUUAAAGAAGAAGGACGCGCGAGCUAUUUGCAAGGUCAGUCUCCUUCCCCCCACUGCCAGCAACAGGAGAUGUAUGGGUGUCUGA